Drosophila takahashii is the source of this 672-nucleotide messenger RNA. Lineage: Eukaryota; Metazoa; Arthropoda; Insecta; Diptera; Drosophilidae. The record is from RefSeq and is a predicted model, not a curated record.
AUGAUCGACACCAGGCUGUCUUUUAAAGAGCACCUGGAGUAUGCCAACAAGAAGGCCGCAGCGACCGCCAGUUCGCUCUCGCGGAUUCUACUUAACACGAGGGGCCCAAAGCAGGAAUGGAGGAAACUCUUAGCGAGCGUCGUUACGUCCCAAGUCCUAUAUGCCGCCCCGGUAUGGGCUAAAGCCGCCACGACGCCAUCGUACAUUAGUGGCUGGGAACGCACCCACAGACUAUAUGCCAUCAGGAUAUCCUGCGCCUUCCGGACGAUUUCUGAGGAAGCGGUGCUGGUCAUCGCUGGUCUAGUUUCGAUAAACGAGCUGGUAAGAGAGGCAGCAGAAGUAGAGGAAGCGGCUACGAGCACGGACGACCUAUCUAGACGUGAGGCGCGACAGACCGCGAGAAGGAGAUCAAUUUCUCAGUGGCAGGAGAGAUGGGACUCCGCGACCUCUGGGCGCUGGACCCAUGCUCUCAUUCCAGUCUUGAGUCCAUGGCUGGAAAGGAAGCAUGGGCAGGUGGAUUUCUACCUACCGACACAAGGAACGGAUGCCCAACCUGCGGUUCUGGAAUCGAGGAGGACGCGAGCCAUGUCCGAUUCGAGUGCGUUCGGUUUGAAGAGGACAGGACCGCCUUGGAAACGGCGACUGGUGUCAGCAUUAGCCCCAGCACGCUAG